This is a messenger RNA of Drechmeria coniospora, 240 nucleotides long. Its product is annotated as DNA-directed RNA polymerases I/II/III subunit 10. The record is from RefSeq and is a predicted model, not a curated record. Gene Ontology annotation, cellular component: RNA polymerase II, core complex; RNA polymerase I complex; RNA polymerase III complex. Gene Ontology annotation, molecular function: DNA-directed RNA polymerase activity; DNA binding; zinc ion binding. The transcript is spliced from 4 exons. Gene Ontology annotation, biological process: transcription by RNA polymerase I; tRNA transcription by RNA polymerase III; transcription by RNA polymerase II. Bases 1 to 240 code for a protein of 79 amino acids. NCBI's taxonomy places the organism in Eukaryota, Fungi, Ascomycota, Sordariomycetes, Hypocreales, Ophiocordycipitaceae.
AUGAUUAUACCCAUCCGUUGCUUCUCGUGCGGAAAGGUGACGGGCGACCUCUGGGAGCGAUAUCUUCAGCUUAUUGCAGACCCCAGAAAGACGGAUGGCGAUGCCAUGGACGAGUUGGGGCUCAAGCGCUACUGCUGCCGCCGGAUGAUCAUGACACACGUCGACCUUAUCGAGAAACUGCUAAAGUACACUCCUGACGGCCGAAACGAGAAGAAGCAACGGUUGAACGAGCUUGCAUAG